Triticum urartu is the source of this 5729-nucleotide messenger RNA. NCBI's taxonomy places the organism in Eukaryota, Viridiplantae, Streptophyta, Magnoliopsida, Poales, Poaceae. The record is from RefSeq and is a predicted model, not a curated record.
CGUUCGUCGGGUCGUCUCCUCUCCAAAACGCAACGCACCAAACAACAUCCCAGCUCUGGCCUCCUCGCCCCUGCCGCGGCAUUUGCUUCCACUCGAAUCCGACGUAGAGGAUGGACUCGGAUGCCUCCGAGCUCUUCAGCGAUUGCGGCAGCGAUGACCGCGACUCCUCCACUUCCGAGCCGUGCAGCAGCGACGACCUCUCCUUCACGCCCGCCGCUGCCGCGGGCAUCCACCGCCUGCUGCUCUCCUGCGCGGCCGAGGCGUCCGACGGCCCGAUCUCCUCGCUCGUGGCGGAGCUCGAGUCGCCGAAGGCGUCGGUGGGCUCGCUCCGCCGCGCGGCCAUGGAGCUCCGGCUGCUUGCCAAGCACAACCCGGACGGCCGGAUUCGCAUCGGGGCGUCCGGGGCGGUGCGGCCGCUCGUCUCGCUGCUGUCGCAUGCCGACCCGCUGGUGCAGGAGCACGGGGUCACCGCGCUGCUCAACCUGUCCAUCUGCGACGAGAACAAAGCCAUCAUGGUCGAGGCCGGCGCGAUACGGCCGCUCGUGCGCGCGCUCAAGUCGGCCGCGUCGCCCGCGGCCAGGGAGAACGCCGCGUGCGCGCUGCUCCGCCUCUCCCAGCUCGACAGCACCGCCGCCGCCGCCGUCGGCCACGCGGGCGCUAUCCCGCUGCUGGUAUCCCUCCUCGAGACCGGCGGGGCGCGCGGGAAGAAGGACGCGGCCACGGCCCUUUACACGCUCUGCAGCGGCGCGCGCGAGAAUCGCCUGCGCGCCGUCGAGGCCGGCGCCGUGCGACCCUUGCUUGACCUCAUGUCGGACCCGGAGUCCGGCAUGGUGGACAAGGCCGCCUACCUUCUCCACUCCCUGGUGGGUUCUGCCGAGGGCCGCUCCGCCACCGUGAAGGAGGGCGGCAUCUCCGUCCUGGUGGAGAUGGUGGAGGUCGGGACCUCGCGGCAAAAGGAGAUCGCUAUCCUCUCCCUCCUCCAGAUCUGCGAUGACAACGCAGUGUACCGCACCAUGGUUGCCCGCGAGGGCGCCAUCCCUCCCCUCGUCGCCCUCUCCCAGCCCAACGCAAGCCCCAAGCUCAAAACUAAGGCAAACCAGCUUUUGUUCCUUCUGCGCGAUUUAAAUAAGCAGAAAAUAAGUACACAUAUGGGCGUUAUGACUGAUGCUGCUAAUGAGGUUCUCAGCUCCAAGAUGCUAGCAGAUAAAGAAAAUACAAAGCAAGCCAACUCCGAGGCGGAGAUGAGCUCUUCGCUGGCUGUCACGAGCGCCAUGGAUGCUCCGAUGACUUCUUCGCUGGCCGCCCCGAGCGCCAUGGAUGCUCCGAUGAGUUCCUCGCUGGCCGCCCCGAGCGCCAUGGAUGCUCCGAUGAGUUCUUCCCUUGGUGCCAUGGGGCCCCUUCUCAGGAAGCUCGACUCGAUGCUGCCUCCGGAUUACCGGCUGCCAAAGGCACUCAAGGGCAAAAUCGAGCUCCUCAAGGCAGAUCUGGAAGAGAUAAGCGUCGCCCUUGUGGAGCAGUCAACGGCAGAUUCCCCCAACGAGAUGGCAAAAUACUGGAUGAAUGAGGUGCGUGAACUCUGCUAUGACAUAGAGGAUUUCAUCGACAGCAUCAUGUCGACGCACACCGAUGCCAAGAUGAGAUCGGCGCAGAGCUACAAGGUUGGCCGUGUCAAGAUUGCUUGGCUUCCCAAGCGCAAGCCGUGCACAAGGGCCGCCAAGAUCACAGAUCUCAGGGCCCUGGUGCGGGAGGCGAUCGAACGACAUGAAAGGUAUCUUGAUGGUUGCACCUCGAGCUCUAGAUGUGUGUUCACUGGGCACGGCCGGAUUCCAGCAAUGUAUGCAGAGGCUGCACACUGCCUUGUUGGUGUGGACGACGCCAAGACGAAGCUUGUCAAGUGGCUCAUCGAUGAGGAGGAGCAGCAGCUGAAAGUGGUGGCCAUAGUUGGACCUGCAGGGAUCGGCAAGACCGCGCUUGCAAAACAGGUGUACCAUGAACUCGGGGAGCAAUUCGAGUGCCGAGCUUUCGUCCGGGCAUCCCGGAAGCCUGACAUGAGGAGAUUACUUGGGGGCAUUCUCUCUCAAGUUCAGGGACAUCGACGCCCCUCUGAUUCCUGCACGGUGCAAAACCUCAUUGACGAUCUCACCAAACAUCUCCAAAACAAGAGAUAUGUUGUUGUAAUUGAUGAUUUGUGGGAAACGACAGCAUGGGAUAUUGUUACCAGUGCUUUCCCUGAAGGUACUAAUUGCAGUAGAAUAAUAACAACGACAGAAAGUGAGGGUGUAGCUCAGGAAUGCUGUGAUGAUCAGUCUAAUAAUAUUUUGAAGAUGAAACCCCUUGGCAGGGAAGACUCUGGGAAACUGUUAUACAGCCUGGUUUUUGGACCUGAAUGCAUAUUCCCUGAACAAUUAAACUUUAUUUCUGAGCCAAUCAUAACCAAAUGUGCUGGUUUGCCACUAGCAACCAUUUUUGUAGCCGGUCUUUUAACAAGCGAGCCUGACAACGCUGAGCUAUGGCAGUAUGUGCAACAAUGUUUAUAUUCGAAUUUGAGUACAAAUUCUACUUUGGAAGAGACAGUGCAGGAAAUAUUAAAGCUUAGUUUCAACAGUCUUCCUCGCCAUUUGAAGACAUGUUUGAUGUACGCUAGGGUGUAUCCAGAGGGCUACACAAUGUGGAAGAUUGAUUUGAUUAAGCAAUGGAUGGCAGAAGGUUUCAUCGGUGUAACAGAAGGAACAGACACAUGGGAGGUUGCAUAUAGCUAUUUUGGAGAACUUGUCAACAGGGGAAUGAUCCAACCCGUGGAUAUUAACUACAAUGGUGAGGUGCUGUCCUGCACACUGCACCACGUUGUACUCGAUCUUAUUACACUUGAGUCUACUGAAGAAAGAUUUAUCACUGCAUUAGAUUACUCUCAGAACAUCAGAGGACAUUAUAGCAACUUUCGUCGGCUGUCGUUCCACUUCAGCAAUACCAGAUAUGCAACGAAGCCAACUGGUCUAUCACUGUCAAAAGUUCGAUCAAUUGGCUUUUUCGGAAUCCUUGAGUGUGUGCCUUCAAUUGUGGAGUUUAAGCUUCUCCGAGUCCUAAUAUUUGAAUUUUGGGGUGAUCAACGGGGGAGCACCAGUUUCAAUCUCGCAAGAAUCUGCAGUUUGUUUCAGCUGAGAUAUUUGAAAAUUUUAUGUGAUGCCAGUGUGGAAGUAGAGCUACCAACCCAGAUGCGAAUGCUACGGUACUUGGAAACACUGAUAAUUGAUGCAGCAGUGUCUGCAGUUCCGUUGGAUAUUAUUCAUCUGCCGGGUUUGUUGUAUCUUUCUCUUGGAGAUAAGACAGAUCUACCUGAUGAGAUUGGCCGCAUCAGUUCUCUGCGUACAUUACACUAUUUUGACAUUGGCAGUAACUCCGAGGACAAUGUAUUGAGCCUUGGUGACCUAGUGAACCUGCAGGAUCUUCACCUCACUUAUUAUACUGAGGACUCAGAUGAGCAUUGUACAGCGGAGUCCAAUGAGCGUAUGAAGAGAAACCUGGCAGCUCUGGCCUCUUCUCUUGGGAAACUGGCUAACCUCAAAUAUGUCACUCUGGCUCCUGGUGUUUCAGGCAUGGCAAUUUACCAUGAUGUAUGGAGCAGCAUGUCCUCUCCACCCAUAUUUCUUCAGAGACUUGAGUUGUCGCCCCCCAUUUGCAUCUUCUCCAGGCUUCCAGAGUGGAUUGGUCAACUUCGGAAACUUUGCAUUCUGAAAAUUGUUGUUGGUGAGAUGCUGAUGAAAGAUAUGGAUAUACUGACAGAAUUGCCAGCCCUGACAGUUCUCUCACUGCAUGUCCGGCAACCCACGGCAGAAAGGGUGAUCUUCAAAAGAGGGACAUUCCCAGCUCUCAAGUACUUUAAUUACACAUGUGGCGCAAUAUGCCUGGCCUUCCAGGAAGGAGCAUUGCCCAAUCUUAAGAGGCUCGAGCUAAGUUUCAAUGCUCACAGAGGAGAAGAUUAUGAUCAUUUUCUUGCUGGCAUCGAGUACCUAUUAAACCUCAAGGAGAUUGCUGGAACAAUUGGGGCUGCCCCUGGAGCCGAAGAACCUGACAGGAGGGCUGCAGAGUCUGCAUUUAAGGAUGCCAUUCGCAAUCAUCCAAGGUUUCCUAGUUAUGACUAUGUAAAAAGAGCAGAUUGGAUAGAGGAAGAGUAUGAUCCUCAAGAGGAACAGCAUUCGAUACGAUAUAAAGACCCGUUAAAUGAACAUGGAGGUCGGAAGAAAAGGAUCUUCGAAUAUAUAAAGCAAAAUCCCGAUAUGGACUUGAAUGAUUACGUGAUGUUCUGUCGAAGUCAACAUUCAGCGCAGGUCUUAGACGCGCAGAGUUCAUGCUGGGUGGUCACCGAUUUCAGCACUCUGGCAAGCGACUGUGGCAUCGUGACCAGCGACUCCAGCAGCGUGGACAGUGCGGAAUCUGAGUCCGGGGGUGCUGCUGGAGCGAGUGCCUAUAUAGUGGAAUGUGCGGCAUUCUGGGGGCUCACGUCAAUUUCUAGCCGUUCGCCGGAGAAUUGGGACGCGGCUAUCGCCGUACCACGAUUUUUUAGCUUGCCGCUCUUCCUCACGGGAAACGCGAUGGUUGAUGGGCCUUAUCCCAUGUGGUUUCGCCUUCGUGCACACUUCUUCGGUGUAUACGAUGGCCACGGUGGCGUGCAGGUUGCAAAUUACUGCCGGGAUCGGCUCCAUGCAGUGCUGGUGGAGGAGCUCGGUAGGACAGAGAGGCCCUUGUCUGGUGUUAGCUGGGGAACUGUGGAGUUCAAGAAGCAGUGGGAAAAGGCGUUUGUGGAUGUCUUCUGUAUGGUGGAUGACGAGGUCGGGGGCAAGGUGAUCAGAGGAGGAGGGCAAGGUGUCGGCACGAGAGGCCUAGCUAAGGCAGCCGAGGUAGAACCUCUGGCACCUGAGACCAUGGGUUCGACAGCGGUUGUCGCUGUCGUCUGGUUCUCACAUAUCAUUAUUGCCAAUUGUGGAGAUUCACGGGCAGUGCUCUGCCGUGGCAAGCAGGCCAUGCCAUUGACAGUGGAUCACAAACCUAACAGGAAGGAUGAGUAUGCAAGAAUUGAGGCGGCGGGUGGCAAGAUCAUACAGUGGGAUGGCUAUCGAGUUUUUGGUGUCCUUAGCAUGUCGCGAUCAAUUGGUGACUGGUAUCUGAAGCCAUGGAUAAUUCCAGUCCCAGAGGUCACAGUUGUUCCUCGACAGAAGGAGGACGAGUUCCUUAUUCUUGCCAGCGAUGGCCUCUGGAACGUACUGUCAAAUCAAGAGGUGUGUGAUGUUGCUCGCAAAAGAAUACUUCUAUGGCAUAAAAAGAACAUCAUAGAUUCAUCAUCGGCGGAACGAAGCGGUGACUCAUCAGAUCCAGCCGCUCAAGAGGCUGCUGAAUACUUGUCGAAGCUUGCUCUCCAGAAGGGGAGCAAGGAUGACAUCACAGUUAUUGUGGUCGACCUCAAGGCAAAGAGGAAGUUCAAGAAUAAACUUGGAACACCUAUUUGAUGGACGACCACCAGAAAAAAAUGCUUGAAAAUGAUAGAUUUUGACAACCCAAAAUGGACCACUUUUAGGCCACCGCCUUAGCCGUUAGAACGUUACCACUUAAGCCCUGUUUGGUUCGGCUGUGGAUUUCUAAAAGCAGCUGUGAAAAAACAGCUGUGAAAAAUCUGAUGUGAAAAAGAUGUAGGUCAUUUGGCAAACCAGCUGAUACAACUUUUUUAGAUUUUGGCC